Prorocentrum cordatum is the source of this 1563-nucleotide messenger RNA. Lineage: Eukaryota; Dinophyceae; Prorocentrales; Prorocentraceae. The record is from the annotation of a GenBank genome assembly.
AUGGCCGGGCAGCGCGGAGAGCUCUUCAUCGAAGAGUUCUUAGAUUGGAGGGUCGAUUCCUCCGAGCGCGAGUCCCUUUCUGCGCUCGUGCAGAGAGAGGGACUGGAGUCGGCUGGCGAUUUAGCGCAUUUGUUUUGCUCGACGGACGAGGCGGAGCAGUGUGGAGUGCCCACGGCCUGGGCCGUGGCUCGGGACGUGGCGCGGGUGACGCCGUGGCUGGUGCCCGCGCAUGGCAUUUGCGCGGAGGGGCGAUUUGGCGGCGCGGCGGCGGCCGCCGCGCCCGCCGUGAGCGCGGGGGUCGCGGCGGGGAAAGGGCGUGGGCCUACCGCCGCGCGCCGCGGUCGGCCGAGACGCUGUGCCGCAGUGGCGACGGAGGCGGCAGAGCGUGAGGGGCGCGUUCAGCUGGCGGUCAGCGCAGUUCGAGUGUCGCUUGAAUGGCGCCCGGAAAGCGGCCUCGGGCAGGGGUUGCAGGAGGCGCAGGCCGAGAUGCUCGCCGACGUCUCGUCCGCGGCGGUGUUUAGGCUGAGUAAUUUCGAAGCCGGGACGCUGCGCACGGCCUUGCGCGUGUGGGGGCAGUGGGCCGAGUGGGCGGGCCGGCAAGGGCAGCCGGCGACGAGUCUGGCGCGGCAACCCAUGGCAGUCGCCGAGUUCGUGCAUAAGCUCUCGAUCGCACGGACGUCCGGCGUCAGGAUCUGGAACGCCUUGAAGUGGAUGUGCGUACAUCUGAAAGCGCCUUUCUGCCUGGACGAUGCGUUUCGCCCUGUGCCACGUGAUCCAGGCAGUGGAACCGUAGCACCGCCGGCCCAGGCCACUGUCGUCGAACCCGAGAUGAUUUACCAUGUGAUCGAUUUCCUGGAUGGCGCGAGAACGCCUGGGCAAGUCAUGCUCGCGGCUGGGAUGCUGGCGGUGGUAUUCGCGUGGGUGAGGUACACGCACCUGCUGCGCUCUAGGCGGCUAGGUGGCGCGCGGUCCGCCGCUGACGCCUUGUGGGAUGGUUGGCACAAGUUGGCGGCGCGGGAAGAUCGAGCAGGAAGGGCUGUGCCGACGGGGCUCGUCUUCGAUCCAGUUUCCGGCGCGCCGGUGAAGUUGGGUGCCUUUAACCGAUCGCUGAAGGAAGUAUUCCGAGGCUCGCUAGCGGACGAUUCCCAGUUGGAUCUUGUGACUUCGUACAGUUUGCGCCGGGCUGGGCCUACAUGGGCGAGCGCGAUACAAUUGGACUGGGAAGCCCGAGUCAUCGCGGGCGGUUGGACGGAGGGGGGAGACAACUCCCGUCGGAACCAGAUGCCGCUCGUGUAUAAUGCGCGUCGGCGGCAAGCCGAGAUGUGCACGCGCCUGCACAUGGCCGGAGUGUUGUCGUGCCUGCGGACCGAUCUGGAGGCCCCAGUGCAAUGGGGGCAAGUGCGAUGCUGGGCGAGUUCUGCGCCAGGAAAAGUAAUGUUGGCCGACCUAGAGAAAGAGGCGCAGCAGCGGGUGGCGGUGUCGACCGUUCGUGAGAAGGCCGCGUUCUUGCCCCCGUCGGUCGUCGAGGAGUUGAGGCGGCAGAAGUUUCUCCGGAUAAUCGUG